AUGAAAAAACAAGAGGUUCCUAAAAGAACGGUUUUCAUUACCAAGUUGGAAACUUAUUUCUCAACAGUGAUACCAGAAGAGGUUACAGACUCCACGUCAACAGAAACUUCAGUGGAUUCAAAUACAAUAACGGACGUUGAAUCAACAACUGCUGCGCAUAGCUCCAUGGUAACUACUUUACCAUCUCCUUAUUACACUGCCAGUGAAACGUUCACUACGACUGAGACAGCAGUUGCAUCUAACCAAGAACGGCCAAUCUCGAAGCAAGAGUUAUUGGCAAUGGAAGAAAUUAAACGACUAGAGCAAUUACUUUUAGAUCUAAAGAAGGAAAUGUUACUUCAACAGGAAAACUUUCGACUUCAAAUGUUGUCGAUAUAUAAUGCAACAAAAGAAGUUACAACCACGAAACAAACAACACAAACAGCACAAACAACAAAUGUAAUUGGGCUAGAUCAUGAAAAGAACCACGGUAAGAAUAUCUUGAAUCAAAAGAAUCCAUCAAAUUCCGUAUUGAUAGUUCCGCAAUUCCAGAAUCAUAGAAAAGAAAAUGAGGAACAUAGUACCCAUGUGUACCAUCAUGAAUAUGCAAAACCGAAAGUUCCUUGGUAUGGGGUAGCUGCCACAACUGAAACAACAACCUCUGAUGAAAUAAGCAUUGCGCCUACCCCAGAGCCGGAAAAAGAUAAUUUGCAUCCCUUUGCACCUAUAAAGACCGGGGAAGUGCAGGAUCCAUACGACUACGUUAUCACGUAUGAUGUUACAGAAUCAUUACAAGUUUCAAAGGAUACACAGUCAACUCAAAGCGACGUAACUGAAACGCCAAUUGCAACCGAGGACACAACUACAGUUACAGCAACAGCCACAGUGACAAAAAGAAGAGAUUAUAGAUUUAGGAAUAAUAAUCUGACCAUUGACUUUGAUGUAUUUCAUUUGGAUGUACUGGAGAAUCAAGGUAAUCACUACAAGAAAUCGUUUCUAAUAUGGUUGUUAGCAAGUGUAUUAAUGUGUUUGUAUUAA
Molecule: messenger RNA, 1017 nt
Organism: Spathaspora passalidarum NRRL Y-27907
Lineage: Eukaryota; Fungi; Ascomycota; Pichiomycetes; Serinales; Debaryomycetaceae
Gene: PGA27
Product: Pga27p
Exons: 1
Coding region: 1-1017 (338 amino acids)
Source: RefSeq, a predicted model, not a curated record